AUGGUCCGGGAGGCGAAGCGGCGGAUGGCCGAGGAGUGCCUGAGCUGGGCCGAGGGCCGCACCGGCGGCGUCGACCCGUUCCUGAUGACCUUCAACUACGAGUCCGUGUACGUGUCGGACUGGAGCAAGCUCGGGUUCGCCGACGUGGACUACGGGUACGGCACGCCCAUGUCCGCCGGCCCGCUGGUGAACUGCGACCUCAUCGCGUCGGUCAUCGUCAUGAGGGCGCCCGCGCCGCUCGCCGGCACGCGGCUUCUGGCCAGCUGCGUCACCAAGGAGCACGCCGACGAUUUCACCCGCAGGAUGCGGGAGGACCUCGUCUGA
Miscanthus lutarioriparius is the source of this 324-nucleotide messenger RNA. NCBI's taxonomy places the organism in Eukaryota, Viridiplantae, Streptophyta, Magnoliopsida, Poales, Poaceae. The record is from the annotation of a GenBank genome assembly.